Messenger RNA from Aspergillus chevalieri, 1740 nucleotides. RefSeq names its product nucleobase:cation symporter-2 family protein. The record is from RefSeq and is a predicted model, not a curated record. Gene Ontology annotation, molecular function: xanthine transmembrane transporter activity. Lineage: Eukaryota; Fungi; Ascomycota; Eurotiomycetes; Eurotiales; Aspergillaceae. The transcript has a single exon. The coding region runs from base 1 to 1740 and encodes 579 amino acids. Gene Ontology annotation, cellular component: membrane; fungal-type vacuole. Gene Ontology annotation, biological process: transmembrane transport; xanthine transport.
AUGGAUCUCGACCAAUAUCCCACACGCUCCUGGACAGAACGGGCCAGACGCAUCGUCAAGACAUUUACCACGAAAGACGGCCUCGUCGGCGACUAUGACUACGCUUACCUCUUCACCCCUCGCAUCCCUUUCACCAAAAAGUCCCGACAGUCCGCUCCCUUUUUCGGUCUCGAUGAUCAAGUCCCUGUCCUCCUGGCUUUGCUGCUAGGUCUGCAACACACCCUGGCCAUGUUGGCCGGCGUUAUCUCCCCUCCUAUCCUGCUGGGGGGUUCGUCGGGUGCGAAUUUCGGGACCGAAACGUAUCAGUACCUCGUGUCGACUUCGCUGAUCACCGCUGGGCUGCUGUCCCUGAUUCAGAUGACGCGGAUGCAUAUAUGGAAGACAAAGUAUUAUGUUGGAACUGGGUUGAUUUCCGUGGUAGGGUGCUCGUUUGCGACGAUUACUGUUGCCAGUGGUACCUUCACCCAGAUGUACUCGUCGGGGUAUUGUCCGGUUGACACCGAGGGAAACCGUCUGCCAUGUCCACGCGGAUACGGCGCAUUGCUGGGAACCUCGUGUCUGUGUUCGUUGCUGGAAAUAGGCCUGUCCUUCCUGAGCAGCAAGGUCCUGAAACGCCUCUUUCCGCCGCUCGUCACCGGCCCGACUGUCCUAUCAAUUGGAGCCUCGCUUCUGGAAACCGGCAUGAAGGACUGGGCUGGUGGCUCAGGUAGCUGUGGAAAUGACCCGGCCAGCCGUGCCCUGUGCCCCAGUGCAGACGCUCCACACGCCCUCCCUUGGGGCAGCGCCGAGUUCAUUGGUCUAGGGUUUCUGGUCUUUGUCACCAUCAUCAUCUGUGAACGCUUCGGAGCACCUAUCAUGAAAUCCUGCGCUGUCAUCAUCGGUCUCUUGGUGGGAUGUAUUGUCGCAGGCGCCUGCGGGUACUUUGAUCGUUCCGGAAUUGACGCCGCCCCAGUUGCCUCGUUCAUCUGGGUCAAAACCUUCCCUCUAACCAUCUACCCCCCGUUAAUCCUCCCGCUGCUGGCCGUGUACAUCGUGGUCAUGAUGGAAUCCAUCGGCGACAUCACAGCCACCUGCGACGUCUCCCGCUGCGAAGUUGAAGGCCCCGAGUUCGACUCUCGCAUUCAAGGCGGCGUCCUAGGGAACGGCAUAACCUGCCUCCUCGCCGGCCUAUGCACCCUCACCCCCAUGUCCGUCUUCGCACAGAACAAUGGCGUCAUCGCCCUGACCAAAUGCGCCAACCGCAAGGCCGGAUACUGCUGCUGCUUUUUCCUGCUGGUCAUGGGCAUUUUCGCCAGGUUCGCUGCUGCCCUAGUCGCCAUUCCCAGUCCGGUUUUCGGCGGCAUGACGACUUUUCUCUUCUCGUCGGUUGCUGUCUCUGGUAUCAAAAUCAUCGCGUCUGUGCCGUUUACCCGACGUAAUCGCUUUAUUCUCACUGCGUCUUUUGCCAUCGGUAUGGCUGCCACCUUGGUACCAGAUUGGUUCUCGUACGUUUUUACAUACAGCGGCGACAACCACGGCUUGACGGGCCUGCUCGAUGCGAUAGACCUGGUGAUGGAGAAUGGCUUUGCGAUCACCGCGUUGAUCGGAUUAGUGUUGAACCUCAUUCUACCCGAGAAUCCGGAUGAGGAGAUGGCCAUCGUGAACGCCCACAUGCAGGCCCCGGUUAGCCAGGAAAACAAGAACGAGGAACGGUCGAGUAGUAAAGCGGAGUCGGAGCCUUCUGGUUCUGCCGCUGUAUAA